AUGGAAAACGAAAAAAGGCCGGAGAUUUUCGUAUACGAUGAUUGUGAUCACGUUUGUGCGAGCCCGUCUGGGCAAUCGUGGUGGUCACGUGACGGAGCUGUAGCCAAUAUGGUUCAUGCAAUUAUGGCGGCACAUUUGAUCACAGCAAUGAUUUUGUUGUACCACGAAAUACCGUCUCAACUUGCUCUAGGUCGCAUCUGUCUUUUGUUAACUGUCAUUUUUGUGGGCGCACGCAGUCGCUUCACACGGCUCUUCAGUUUGGCACCUACAAGCAUGGGAAUCAUCACUGCCCUGGGGGGUCUAAUAGACGCGUGUUCAUUACAUCAAAAUGCGGUUGGUUUGGGUGCUGCUGCGUCUCGUACGGGAAUUUCGUUGCUAUCAGACCUGAGGUCACGUGCCCUAAUGCACGCGGCGCUUCUGGCGUGUUUGGGUUCCGUGCAAGCGUUAAAUUUGGCACUCCAUUUAAGUUCUUUACGUGUUCAAACUGCUGAGACUCUGUUAGCAGACAAAUCCGAUACAAAAGCAUAG
Lachancea sp. 'fantastica' is the source of this 528-nucleotide messenger RNA. NCBI's taxonomy places the organism in Eukaryota, Fungi, Ascomycota, Saccharomycetes, Saccharomycetales, Saccharomycetaceae. The record is from the annotation of a GenBank genome assembly.